Messenger RNA from Betta splendens (Siamese fighting fish), 8800 nucleotides. RefSeq names its product protein unc-79 homolog. The record is from RefSeq and is a predicted model, not a curated record. The transcript has 52 exons. Lineage: Eukaryota; Metazoa; Chordata; Actinopteri; Anabantiformes; Osphronemidae. The coding region runs from base 277 to 8430 and encodes 2717 amino acids. Gene Ontology annotation, molecular function: protein binding.
CCAUGAAAAAAAGAAAACCCUUAGAAUCGGAAAAACGGACUCACAAAUGUCUCCGUUUUAAUUCCGUUAAAAGCGCAUGAAAUCGCCGGAACCUCCUCUCAACGCACCCCCCCCCCGUGUCUAAAUCCAUCGCGCAAAGUGGUACAAUCAAACCGAGCCACGGCUGCAAGGGGGGUUUAUGCACUUUUUCACGACUGAGGGAAACACAACGCCGGGGAGGAAAAACACUCCAACAAUUGACGGCCCUGGUUCUAUGUUUCCCCAAGUGUCUACGAAAUGUCUACGAAGGCAGAGCAGUUUGCCUCUAAGAUACGAUACUUGCAAGAGUAUCACAACCGAGUUCAGCACAAUAUUUACCCGGUGCCCUCCGGAACUGACAUUGCAAACACACUGAAAUACUUUUCCCAAACCCUGCUCAGCAUUCUGUCCCGCACAGGCAGGAAGGAGAACCAGGAAGCUUCCAAUUUGGCCGUGCCCAUGACCAUGUGUCUUUUUCCUGUGCCAUUCCCACUCACCCCAUCUCUAAGACCACAAGUCAGUUCCAUCAACCCUACAGUUACUCGCUCCCUCCUUUACAGCGUUCUGCGCGAUGCCCCGUCAGACCGCGGGGGGCAGGGGCAGCAGAGUCGGGACGCUCAGCUCUCAGAGUACCCCUCUCUGGACUAUCAGGGCCUCUAUGUGACCCUCGUGACCCUGCUUGACCUGGUGCCCCUGCUGCAGCACGGUCAGCAUGAUCUGGGACAGUCCAUAUUUUACACAACAACUUGCCUCCUGCCAUUUCUCAGUGAUGAUAUUCUCAGCACUUUGCCCUAUACUAUGAUCUCCACCUUAGCCACAUUUCCCCCUUUCCUCCACAAAGACAUCAUUGAGUACCUGAGCACCUCUUUCCUCCCUAUGGCUAUAUUGGGCUCCACUCGGAGGGAGGCCGGAGUCCCAGCCUAUGUUAAUCUGUCUGCAUCCUCUAUGCUCAUGAUUGCAAUGCAGUACACCUCAAACCCAGUUUAUCACUGUCAGUUACUGGAGUGUCUAAUGAAGCACAAACAGGAAGUGUGGAAGGACCUUCUUUAUGUCAUUUCCUAUGGCCCAUCCCAAGUAAAGCCCCCAGCUGUGCAGAUGCUGUUUCAUUACUGGCCUAACCUGAAGCCACCGGGAGCCAUCAGUGAAUACAGAGGGCUGCAGUACACAGCCUGGAACCCCAUCCACUGUCAACACAUUGAGUGUCAUAACGCCAUCAAUAAACCUGCCGUCAAGAUGUGUAUAGAUCCAACUCUUUCUGUUGCCCUGGGAGACAAGCCGCCUCCUCUUUACAUAUGUGAGGAGUGCAGUCAGAGGAUAGCAGGUGACCACGCUGAAUGGCUUGUUGAUGUGCUCCUGCCCCAAGCAGAAAUAUCUGCCAUUUGUCAAAAGAAGAACUGCAGCUCUCAUGUUAGGAGGGCCGUGGUCACCUGCUUCUCAGCCGGCUGCUGCGGGCGCCAUGGCAACCGGCCCGUCCGCUACUGCAAGCGUUGCCAUGUCAACCAGCACAGCAGCGAGGUGGGGGCUGCGGCGGAGACCCAUCUGUACCAGACCUCGCCCCCUCCCAUCAACACGCGCGAGUGCGGCGCCGAGGAGCUGGUGUGCACUGUGGAGGCCGUCAUAAGCCUCCUGAAAGAGGCAGAAAUCCACGCGGAGCAACGGGAGUUUGAGCUGAACAGGCGCCGUCAGAUGGGCCUGUCCGCCUCCCACCACUCGCUGGACAACAUUGAGUUCGACAACAAAGAGGACGACCAGCACGACCAGCGCCUCCUCAGUCAGUUCGGCAUCUGGUUCCUGGUGAGCCUGUGCACCCCCAACGAGAACACGCCCACCGAGAGCCUGGCGCGGCUCGUCAGCAUGGUCUUCCAGUGGUUUCACUCCACCGCCUACAUGAUGGACGACGAGGUCGGCAGCCUGGUGGAGAAGCUCAAGCCUCAGUUUGUCACCAAGUGGCUGAAGACAGUGUGCGAAGUGCGCUUCGACGUCAUGGUCAUGUGUCUGCUGCCCAAACCUGUUGAAUUUGCCAGGGUGGGCGGAUACUGGGACAAGUCAUGCACCACAGUGACCCAGCUGAAGGAGGGUCUGAACCGGAUUCUGUGCCUGAUUCCAUACAACGUCAUCAGUCAGCCGCUGUGGGAGUGCUUCAUGCCCGAGUGGCUGGAGGCCAUUCGCACGGAGGUGCCGGACCUGCAGCUGAAGGAGUUCCGGGAGGUGCUCAGCAAGAUGUUUGAUAUCGAGCUGUGUCCCCUGCCCUUCUCCAUGGAGGAAAUGUUUGGCUUCAUAAGCUGCAGGUUCUCUGGCUACCCAGCGUCUGUACAAGAGCAGGCCUUGCUGUGGCUUCACGUUCUGUCCGAGCUGGACAUUGUGGUUCCCCUCCAGCUUCUGAUCGGGAUGUUCUCCGAUGGCGUGAACUCGCUGAAGGAGCUGGCCAAUCAGAAAAAGGCCCGGGCCUCGGACCUGGCUGGCAGCGCCCGAGGCCGCAGGGUGAGCGUGGUGUCCGACCCAGGACGCCGCGGGCAGCACAACACCCUCAGCCCGUUCCCCAGCCCCUUCAGGAGCCCGUUCCGCAGCCCCCUUCGCUGCAGCCCCUUUAAAAACCUGGGUCACGCCGCCGGCCACUGCGCCCUGGACCUGGACUGCGACGACGACGACAUGAACCUCGGCUGCUUCAUCCUCAUGUUCGACCUCAUCCUCAAGCAGAUGGAGCUCCAGGACGAUGGCGUGAUGCUGGGGCUGGACAGCAGCCUGGGCAAGGACAUCGUGGGCAUCAUCAACAACGUGUUCCAGGCCCCGUGGGGCGGCUCCCACACCUGCCAGAAGGACGAGAAGGCCCUGGAGUGCAGCCUGUGCCAGUCCAGCAUCCUGUGCUACCAGCUGGGCUGCGAGCUGCUGGAGAGGCUGACCCCCCGGGAGGAGAUACGCCUCGUGGAACCGACCGAUACUUUGGAGGAAACGCUGAUCGCGCCUCCGCCGGACUUCUCCCUCGGGGUGGAGAACGGAAGCGAGGAGGGAGAGAACCCGAGCGGCACGGCCGCAGACAACCCCAGCGUCCAGUCCCCCAACAACGCAGCACCUGCCUUAAAGAACAACUCUGAUAAGAAGUUCUCGUACCAGCAGCUCCCUGUGUCUCUGAAGCUUAUCUACACCGUUCUGCAGGAGAUGUCAAAGUUUGAGGAGCCUGACAUCUUGUUCAACAUGCUCAACUGUCUGAAGAUCCUGUGUCUCCACGGAGAGUGUUUGUACCUUGCACGCAAGGAUCACCCACAGUUCCUGGCCUACGUCCAGGAGAAGAUGCUCAUCCCGUGCCUGUGGUCCAUGUUGAAGUCAGAGUUCUGCCAGUUGGCCUCGCUGGCUGUGCCCCAGCUCCUUCACGCCCUCUCCUUGUCCCACGGAGCCGACAUCUUCUGGAACCUCAUCAACACCAACUUCAACAGCAAAGACUGGAAAAUGCGAUUUGAAGCAGUGGAGAAGGUGGCGGUGCUGUGCCGCUUCCUGGACAUCGGCGCCGUGACCAAGAACCACCUGCUGAAGUACUCGCUGGCCCACGCCUUCUGCUGCUUCCUGGCCGCCGUGGAGGACGUGAACCCCGCGGUGGCCACGCGGGCCCGGCUCCUGCUGGACACCAUCAAGAGGCCGGCCCUGCAGGGCUUGUGCCUCUGCAUGGAUUUCCAGUUCGACACUGUCGUGAGGGACCGGCCCGUCAUCCUCAGCAAACUGCUGCUUCUGCACUUCCUGAAGAAAGACGUUCCCGCGCUCAGCUGGGAGUUCUUCGUCAACCGCUUCGAAACGCUGUCCCUGGAGGCUCAGCUGCACCUGGACUGCAACAAAGACUUCCCCUUCCCCACCACCAUCACGGCGGUGCGCACCAACGUCGCCAACCUCAGCGACGCGGCCAUGUGGAAGAUCCGACGGGCCCGUUUCGCCAGGAACCGCCAGAAGAGCGUGCGCUCCCUCCGCGACAGCGUGAGGGGAGGCCAGGCCGAGUCCAAACGGGCCUUUUCCCUCCCCGAGUCCCUGAGCAACCGCCUCCCUCUAAGGCUUACGAGGCAGGAGCACUCUGCCCCGACACUGGGAGAUAUGCUAGAGAAAGUCCUGCCAGCUCGUUUCCUCCCGCACUUUAACCCUGACGCCUCAGCCCCUCUCGCAGGCCAGACCCCGUCCCCCGAGGACGACACCGUCAUCCGCGACCUGCUGCCCGAGGACGCGGGCAUAGAUCACCAGACGGUCCACCAGCUCAUCAUGGUGCUAAUGAAGUUCAUGGCCAAGGACCAGAGCAGCGCCGAGGCCGACAUCGGCAGCGCCAAGGCCUUCAACACGGUCAAGCGCCACCUGUACGUGCUGCUGGGCUACGACCAGCAGGAGGGCUGCUUCAUGAUCGCGCCGCAGAAGAUGCGCACCUCCACCUGCUUCAACGCCUUCAUCGCUGGCAUCGCACAAGUGUUGGACUACAACAUUGGUUUAGGGAAGCAGCUGCUCCCCCUGGUGGUGCAGGUGCUGAAGUACUGCACGUGUCCUCAGCUCCGGCACUACUUCCAGCAGCCGCCUCGAUGCUCCCUCUGGGCCCUGAGGCCACACAUUAGACAGAUGUGGCUCAAGGCCCUGCUGGUUAUCCUCUACAAGUACCCGUACAGAGACAUGGAUGGCAGCAAAGUGGUCCUGCACCUGAUCCACAUCACCAUCAACACCCUGAACGCCCAGUAUCACAGCUGCCGGCCCCACGCGACCGCAGGACCCCUGUACAGCGACAACUCCAACAUGAGCCGCUACAGCGAGAAGGAAAAGGAAGAGGACAGUGUUUUUGAUGAGUCAGACGUACACGACACACCGACCGGCGCCGCCAACAAGGAGUCGCAGACCUUCUUCGCUCGCCUGAAACGGAUCGGCGGCAGCAAAUCCGUGAAGUAUCAGCCCGUGGAGCUGAACGCCAAGAAAAGUGAGAUCGAGCUGUCCGAGUACCGGGAAGCCAGCGCCCUGCAGGACAGCAUCCUGCACUGCGUGAGGGAGGAGAGCACCCGCAAGAAGCGUCUGCAGGCCAUGCACAAGCAGAAGUCCCUGGACAUCUCCAACACCGACUCCAUCCUGUUCAACCUGGACGAGCACAGGCGCAAGUCCUGCAUCGACCGCUGCGACCUGCAGGCGCCGCCUGUGAUCCUGCCCCCGUCGCUGGCCGCCGCGCGCGGCCGCCAUCACGGCAAAGGGUCCUCGGACGGCUCCUCGGUGCGGGUGGAGGGGGUGGAGCCUGUGGAUCGACGGGGCUCCCGCGGCGGCCAUUCGGACAUCUCCAAACCCGUCAUCCCGGAGGUUCGGCUCAGCUGCAUGGAGACCUUCGACGACAAGAUGGACCAGGGCUCCCUCGUGGGAUCGCUUCAGGAGAAGGAGGACCAGGACCUCAUCGACCUGUCCUCCGACUGCACGUCCAUACCGGAAAAGCACUCGCUGCUUUCCAUGUCCGACAGCGACUCCUUGGUGUUUGAGCCUCUACCGCCUUUGAGGAUCGUGGAGAGCGACGAGGAAUUUGACCUCAACACCGUCACCAGCUCCAGGUUCAACGGGAGUCCGAAGGUGACGGCCUCUCCCGCCAGCAGCAGCACCCUGAGGCUGUCCCCGGUGGUCCAGGUCAGCGUGGAGGACUGUUCCAGUGACAAAAGCACGGAUCUGCUGGGAGAAGGAGGCUCAGAGAAAGGCUUUGCAGAAAGGAAGCCGCACCGUCUGACCCCCAGCCCGUCUCUGGAGCUCCCCGACCGCCAGGAGAACCCCUGCAACGAGAGCCCCAUGACCCUGAAACAGAAGCGAGACCUGCUGAGAAAGACGCCGCACGUGCCCGACACCUCCUUAGACGACGCCUCUCUGGCGCCCGAGGGGACGGGGACGGGGGCGGGGGCGGGGACGGGUCCCUCCGAUCGCAGCGUCUUCCUCAACAUCCCCGAGGACCAAGCGGAGCCACUCUCGUCCCCGGAGAAGAGCAAGAGCAACAGCAACGGCGAGGAAGAGGAGGACGGCGACGACGAAGAGGACGACGACAUGGGCGACGACGCCGACAGCGAGCCCAAGCCCGAGAACGCGGGCGACAACGACGAGGCCGAGUUCAAGAUUCAGAUCGUGCCUCGGCAGCGGAAGCAGAGGAAGAUAGCGGUCAGCGCCAUUCAGAGGGAGUACCUGGACAUCUCCUUCAACACGUUUGACAAGCUGGGGGGCGAGCAGGCCGCCGAGACGGAUCACAAGGUUUUAUCCACAUUGGAGAAGCCACGAGAAUCGGCCUCCGCUCCAACGCUUGAAGCUGCCAUUCCGGAGACGAGCCACCGCUCCUCAGUAUCAACUCAGUACCGGCAGGUGAAGCGAGGCUCUCUGGGAGCUCUGACCAUGAGUCAGCUGAUGAAGAGGCAGCUGGAGCAUCAGUCCAGCGCGCCGCAUAACAUCAGCACCUGGGAGACGGGUCCCACAAAAACGAGCCUCCUCUCUGCACCAAGCACCGUCAGCAUGUUCGUCCCGGCCCCGGAGGAGUUCAUCGACGAGCAGCCCACGACCAUGUCUGACAGAUGCCGGGACUGCGCGGCCGUGCUGGAGGAGUACGACGAGGAGACGCUGAGCCUCGCGGUGGUGGUUCUGUCCAUGUUCAUUCACCUGAGCCCUGACCUGGCGGCUCCCAUGCUGCUCGACAUCAUGCAGUCCGUGGGCAGGUUGGCAUCCAGUGCCAAUUUCUCCGGACAGGCCGAGAGCAUGCUGAUCCCAGGCAACGUGGCCGGCGUGGCCAAGCAGUUCCUCCGCUGCAUGUUCCACCAGCUGGCCCCUAAUGGCAUCCUGCCGCAGCUCUUCCAGAGCAACAUCAAAGACGGAAGCUUCCUGCGCACGCUGGCGUCGGCGCUGAUAGAUUUCAACGAGCUGAGCUCUGUCGCUGCCCUCAACAUGCUGCUGGAGGGCCUGAACAACAAGAAGAGUCUGCCAGCAGGGGGCACCAUGCUGCACUGCCUGGACAACAUCGCCACCUUCAUGGAGGCUCUGCCCAUGGACUGCCCCAGCAACCUGUGGACCACCAUCUGCAACCAGUUCCAGACCUUCCUCACCAAACUGCCCUCGGUGCUUCCUCUGAAGUGUCCCAUGGAUCCCAGCUUGAGGAUUAUCAUUUGUCUUUUGAAGAUACCGACGACAAACGCUACCCGGAGCCUCCUGGAGCCCUUCUCCAAGCUGCUGAGUUUUGUCAUCCAGUACGGCAUCUUCAGCCUCUCCUACCUUGUGGAACUGUGCGGACUGUGCUACAAAGCCUUCAAUAAGGAGAGAGAUAAGUUCUACAUGUCCCGCAUUGUGGUGCUGGAGCUUCUGCAGGCGCUCAAGUUCAAGACGCCUCUGCCCGACACCAACUUGUUACUCCUGGUCCAGUUUGUCUGCGCAGACAUUGGCACGCGACUCGCAGAAUCCACCAUCAUCCAAAAGCACAUGAUCUCGACUCUGCCGGGGUGCACGACGGCGGCUAUGGAGUGCAUGCGGCAGUACAUCAGCGAGCUCCUGGACUUCAUUGCAGACAUGCACACGCUAACCAAGCUGAAAAGUCACAUGAAGGCUUGCUGCCAGCCGCUGCACGAGGACACCUUCGGAGGGAACCUGAAAGUGGGCCUGGCACAGGUCGCCGCCAUGGAGAUCAGCAAAGGAAAUCACCGUGACAACAAGGCCGUGGUUCGUUACCUCCCCUGGCUUUAUCAUCCACCGUCCACCAUGCAGCAAGGGCCCAAAGAGUUCAUCGAGUGUGUGUCCCACAUCCGUCAGCUGUCCUGGCUCCUCCUGGGGUCCCUCACACACUGCUCCCUGCACCAGGGCUCCACCUCCUGCAUGCCCAUCCCCCUCGAUGCCGGCUCCCACAUCGCGGAUCAUCUGAUUGUCAUCCUCAUCGGCUUCCCAGAACAGUCCAAGACGUCCGUGCUGCACAUGUGCUCUCUGUUCCACGCCUUCAUGUUCGCCCAGCUGUGGACCAUCUACUGCGAGCAGGCGGCUGCCGCGCCGUCCCUGCAGAACCAGAAUCAGACCGAGUUCUCCUCCAGCGCCAUCCUCACCGGCCUGGAGUUCUGGAGUCGGGUCACGCCCAGCAUCCUGCAGCUCAUGGCGCACAAUAAAGUGAUGGUGGAGAUGGUGUGUCUUCAUGUCAUUAGUUUGAUGGAGGCUUUGCAGGAGUGCAACUCAACUAUCUUUGUCAAGCUCAUUCCUAUGUGGCUGCCCAUGAUCCAGUCAAACCUAAAGCACCUCUCCGCGGGGCUGCAGCUGCGUCUCCAGGCCAUCCAGAACCGGGUCAACCAUCAGAGUCUGCAGGGCCAGACGCCGGGCGCUCCUCCGUUUGCGCUGCGCAAGUGGCUGCAGUGCACGCAGUUCAAGAUGGCUCAGGUGGAGAUCCAGUCGUCUGAGGCGGCCUCACAGUUCUACCCCAUGUGACCAUGUGACCUCAGGCCGGACCCGCUCCUCAGAGCCUGCAGCCGCUCUAGCUGGACACAAGGACUCCUGUGUGAACUGAUGCUGUGGAUGGUUCCCUUGAAAUGAAUCAUUUUAGCAUCUUUACUAUGAAACCUGUAUAUGUACAGUGAAUCAAUGCUAUUUAUAAGACUGGAGGUGACUGGAAGGGUUUGUGGGAUGACUGCAUCAUGUGCCUAACUGUUGUAAUCAACAGAUCUGAAGUUUGUAGUGAGGCUCUGAAAGCAAAUACUUGUUGAACAUUUACUCACUUUGUGAAAUUCAUAUUCAUAAUCCUUUCUAAGUUGCUUGGUUGCAAGCUGAAUAAUAAAAGUAGAGUUUUUCUAAAUGCUGA